AUGAGUCCAUCUGUGCAACAAGAGUGCACAUGUGCCCACGUCUGUCCUCCCUCUGCACGACUCCAGAUCGUGCUGGAGGAGGUGGAGGCAGAGGAGGAGGAGGAAGAGGAGGAAGAGGAGGAGGAGGUGGCAGACAAGCUAAUGCUAACAAACAAACAUCUCUGGAUCGUGGCUCACAAACUCACACCCAUUCACCUUCAAGAGUGUAUCUUUGGACUGAAACUUGGAGAGAACCGAGCAAGAGACCCCACCGUCAAAAGGAUAGAUGUUCUGGAACCCCGAAGAUGUGUUGAAGAUCUAAGCAGAGGUAUUGCAUCGGAACGGAUUCCUUUCCAAGAUGAAUAA
Knipowitschia caucasica is the source of this 345-nucleotide messenger RNA. The record is from the annotation of a GenBank genome assembly. Lineage: Eukaryota; Metazoa; Chordata; Actinopteri; Gobiiformes; Gobiidae.